Molecule: messenger RNA, 543 nt
Organism: Xiphias gladius (swordfish)
Lineage: Eukaryota; Metazoa; Chordata; Actinopteri; Istiophoriformes; Xiphiidae
Gene: tmsb2
Product: thymosin beta 2
Exons: 3
Coding region: 113-250 (45 amino acids)
Biological process (GO): actin filament organization; regulation of cell migration
Cellular component (GO): cytoplasm
Molecular function (GO): actin monomer binding
Source: RefSeq, a predicted model, not a curated record
CAGAUUCACUCAGCUCCUGUAUCGCUCUCCCUUCUCCAUCUCUCUGCCUCUAUCCCUCCCUACUCUCUCCGCUGGUGGAUUUUAGCCCACUGCUGUGUGGAACACCGCCAAAAUGUCCGACAAGCCUGACAUGACAGAGAUCGCCCGCUUCGACAAGACAAAGCUGAAGAAGACAGAGACAAAAGAAAAAAACCCUCUGCCCACCAAAGAGACCAUUGAGCAAGAGAGGAAAGGCGAUGCCACACCUUGACUUCUGAGCACAUGAAGAAAAGAAGCUGAGAUGCCGCAGCAAAAAAGCACUUUCUUUUGAUUAUCACAGUAUUUGAAUCUCUUAUUUUGUCUUCAGAAAAGGGUGCUCUUGAGCUCCCUGGGGUGCUGUAAGGUUCUAUGGCAUCCUCACAUGGGGGUUCUCUUACCACUCCGGUGGAAGAAUUUUAGCCUGGGUGCCUGUCUUGCACUGUUAGCCUGUAGCUAACAUGUCUCCAAUAUUGCCAAACUGGGGAGUGGUGUAGAGAUGUAGCAGAGAAAGAGAGAGAGAGGCAG